GCGCUUUUCCUCUUUUUCGCACGCCAAGACCCGCUGACCCGAUACGUCAUUCUUUGAGUCAGUUUUGAUAGCGCCAGCCUUGUGAGUCGAGUCGUUUCUCAGCCUUGCUUGCAGGAAUAUUCAGUGCUUUUCGAUCAAGUUCACUUCUUUCCUCAAAAAACACAUUGAUACUGUGUGUUGCGAGACUCGAUCGAUCAACAUGCUCCCGGACUCGAUCAUUGCGACUUUUGCGGCUCAGCACCCUCUUGGUGUGCUGGGUAAGCAACAGCCGGCACUUUCAAAUGAGUCCCUCCAUGAGGCCUCCAAGAGGCGCGAGCCUUUCUCCGCUUGGAGUGCGAUCGAUGACGUGAAGAAGACGGCCGACUCGAUAGCUCAAGAAGCCGCGCGAGAAUACAAUAUUGCCAGCCACAAGGCACAGGAGAAAGCUGGCAAGAUUGAGAUGUGGACCCCCAAAUACUAUGCCUCCUGUACCUUUGGCGGUUUGCUCGCCUGUGGCCUCACUCACACUGCAGUGACCCCUCUUGAUCUCAUCAAAUGUCGCCGCCAGGUCGACUCUAAGCUCUACAAGAGCAACAUGCAAGCAUUCCACACGAUUCGCGCUGCCGAGGGUUUCCGCGGCGUGUUUACCGGCUGGAGUCCCACUUUCUUUGGCUAUAGUGCCCAAGGAGCAUUCAAAUAUGGCGGAUAUGAGUACUUCAAAAAGUUCUACAGCGAUCUGGUCGGACAAGAGCGUGCUGCCAAAUGGAAGACCUCUCUGUAUCUGGUUGCCAGUGCUUCCGCCGAGCUGAUCGCCGACGUCGCCCUCUGCCCAUUCGAGUCUGUCAAGGUGCGCAUGCAGACCACCAUUCCUCCUGAUUUCCGAGGUACUUUCAGUGGUAUCUCCACAGUCGUUGCCAAGGAGGGUGUAUCCGGUCUGUACAAGGGCCUGUACCCACUCUGGGGUCGUCAGAUUCCCUACACUAUGAUGAAGUUUGCCUCGUUCGAGACGAUCGUCGAGAUGAUCUACAAGACUCUGCCGGGCCAGAAAUCAGACUACAACAAGGGUGCACAGACUGCGGUUGCAUUCACGAGUGGCUAUUUGGCUGGUAUUCUCUGUGCCGUGGUCUCACACCCGUCGGAUGUGAUGGUUAGCAAAUUGAAUGCUAACCGUCAAAUUGGCGAGGCCUUUGGUGCUGCGAUGAGUCGUAUUUAUGGUGAAAUUGGAUUCCGCGGUUUGUGGAAUGGAUUGCCCGUCCGUAUCGUGAUGAUCGGUACCUUGACCGGUCUCCAGUGGAUGAUCUAUGACUCGUUCAAGAUCUUCAUGGGACUUCCGACCACUGGUGGUAGCCCUAGCGAGGCCAAGAAGAAUUAGGCUGAGUAGAGGCAACUACAACCUCUCCCUAUGACCUCUACAGAUUGACCAUUCCUUUGCGUAUCCGACUAGGGUAAAGGAAUAUUAACUCACUAACUUAGGCGUUCCGACAUGUGAAUAUUCUUCUUUUGUUGUAUCGUAGCACAUAUCCAAAUUGAUCUCAACUCCUUCCUAACAUCGAU
Molecule: messenger RNA, 1533 nt
Organism: Penicillium brasilianum
Lineage: Eukaryota; Fungi; Ascomycota; Eurotiomycetes; Eurotiales; Aspergillaceae
Source: the annotation of a GenBank genome assembly